AUGACGGAUACAUCAAAAGCAAAAUAUGGCGAAUCAAUUGGUGCAGACGGGCCACCACCCAGCCUGGAGCAGCAAUUGCUCGCGGCGGCGGCCGCAGGCGACGCCGAUGAGGUCGCACGAUUGAUCGAGCUCGAGGCAGAUGUCGACUAUCAAGACGAAGACGGGGUCAGUCCGCUCAUGAAGGCAGCGGAGGGCGGCCACAUUGUCGUACUGUCGGCGCUGCUCCAAUCAGGCGCGCCGUGGAACGCGCAGGACAAGCACGGCUACUGCGCAGGCGAGUACGCCAUGGGUUCAGGGCAUCAGGAGGCCGUGGAUCUGCUGCUGGAUUUCGCCGUACAGGUUGAGCUGGUCCUCGGGGCGCUUGAGAGGUAUAUAUGCGAUAUGAUAUAUAUGUAUGCCGCCCCCAACUCCGGAUACCUGACCCAGAAGCUGGUGUACCGCGGAGAGCAGCUUCUGGACGCCGAUGGCGAGGCAGUGAUGAUGGGUUGGGAGCGGCCACUGAUGGUACGGCAUGCCGAGCGUGAUGGCGGCGGCGGGGGCGGACGGGUGCUGAAUGUGGGGUUCGGUCUGGGCAUCGUAGAUACCGAAAUCCAGUCACACAAACCCGAGCGACACACCAUCGUGGAGGCUCACCCCGACGUGUACGAACAUAUGGUACGGAAAGGCUGGGCGGAAAGGCCAGGAGUCCGCAUCCUCAAGGGCCGCUGGCAGGACGUUCUGCCGGAGCUGUUGGCGGAGGCGCCGUACGACGGAAUAUUUUUUGAUACGUACGGUGAGUAUUAUGAGGAGAUGAGGGAUUUCCACAUACACCUGCCGCGGCUCCUGGCCCGGGAUGGCGUGUACUCCUUCUUCAACGGCCUGGCCUCGGACAACAUCUUCUUCCACAUGGUGUACUGCAGGCUGAUUUCUCUGGAGCUGGCGUCCAAGGGCCUUACUGUGGAGUACGAACCGUUGGCGGUUGGCAGCCUGGGUGAUGAGGUUUGGCAGGGUGUACGGUCCAAGUACUGGCACUUCGAGACGUACUUCCUGCCGCGUGUUACCCGCGUGGAUCCGCUGGACGCUGUGGAGGAGGAGGGGGACGAGGGGGGGGAGGGGCGCCCGUGUGUUGAGGAGGCGGGCGGGGUUACGGCAGCGGCGGACGAGACCAUGGCAGCGGGCGGGAGGGGGGAGGCGGGGGUUGCAGCUUUAGCGCCGGACGAUCAGCUGCAGCAGUAG
Volvox carteri f. nagariensis is the source of this 1215-nucleotide messenger RNA. RefSeq lists its product as uncharacterized. Lineage: Eukaryota; Viridiplantae; Chlorophyta; Chlorophyceae; Chlamydomonadales; Volvocaceae. The record is from RefSeq and is a predicted model, not a curated record. Gene Ontology annotation, molecular function: protein-arginine N-methyltransferase activity; protein binding. The coding region runs from base 1 to 1215 and encodes 404 amino acids. The transcript is spliced from 8 exons. Gene Ontology annotation, cellular component: nucleus; cytoplasm.